Molecule: messenger RNA, 1746 nt
Organism: Helicoverpa zea (corn earworm)
Lineage: Eukaryota; Metazoa; Arthropoda; Insecta; Lepidoptera; Noctuidae
Source: the annotation of a RefSeq genome assembly
AUUAAUAGUAUAAAAUAUUCAAUUUGUUUUAUUUCUUUUAUUUUUUUAUUUAUAAUAAGAAUAUUAAAUUUUAUUUUUAUAAUUUAUUUUAUUAUAAAUAAAUUAGUUAUUUUAUUAGAAUGAGAAAUUAUUUCUUUUAAUUCAAUUAGAAUUGUUAUAUCUAUUUUAUUAGAUUGAAUAUCUUUAUUAUUUAUAAUAUUUGUAUUUUUGAUUUCUUCUGUUGUUAUUUAUUAUAGAAAAAGAUAUAUAAGUUCAGAAUUAAAUUUAAUGCGAUUUAUUAUUUUAGUUUUAUUAUUUGUUUUUUCUAUAAUAUUAUUAAUUAUUAGUCCUAAUAUUAUUAGAAUUUUAUUAGGUUGAGAUGGUUUAGGUUUAGUAUCUUAUUGUUUGGUAAUUUAUUAUCAAAAUUUAAAAUCUUAUAAUGCUGGUAUAUUAACUGCUUUAUCUAAUCGUAUUGGUGAUGUUCUUAUUUUAAUAGUGAUUUCUUGAAUAUUAAAUUAUGGUAGAUGAAAUUAUAUUUUUUAUUUAGAAUUCAUAAAUAAUGAUUGACAAAUAAAAUUUGUAAGAAGAAUAAUUAUUAUGGCUGCUAUAACUAAAAGAGCUCAAAUUCCUUUUAGAUCUUGAUUACCUGCAGCAAUAGCAGCUCCAACUCCUGUUUCAGCUUUAGUUCAUUCAUCAACUUUAGUUACUGCUGGAGUUUAUUUAUUAAUUCGAUUUAAUAUAUUAUUAUUAGAUACUUUUUUUUUAAAAAUAUUAUUGUUAUUAUCUGGAUUAACUAUAUUUAUAGCUGGUAUUUCUGCUAAUUAUGAGUUUGAUUUAAAAAAAAUUAUUGCUUUAUCUACUUUAAGACAAUUAGGUUUAAUAAUAAGAAUUUUAAGAAUAGGAAUACCUGAUUUAGCUUUUUUUCAUUUAUUAACUCAUGCAAUAUUUAAAGCUUUAUUAUUUAUAUGUGCAGGUGUAAUUAUUCAUUUAAUAAAUGAUAUACAAGAUAUUCGAUUUAUAGGGGGAAUUUCUAUAUAUAUUCCUUUAACUACAUUAUGUAUAAAUAUUUCUAAUAUGGCUUUAUGUGGAAUUCCUUUUUUAGCUGGGUUUUAUUCUAAGGAUUUAAUUUUAGAAAUAGUUAAUUUUAGAACAUUUAAUUUAAGAAUUUUUUUUUUAUUUUAUUUAUCAACAGGGUUAACAAUAUUUUAUAGAUUUCGUUUAGUUAUAUAUUUAAUAAUUAAUGAUUAUAAUUUAAUAAGAAUUUAUAAUUUAUAUGAUGAAGAUUAUAUUAUAUUGAAAAGAAUAUUUAUUUUAUUAUUUAUAAGAAUUAUUAGAGGAAGUUUUUUAAAUUGAAUAAUUUUUCCUUAUCCUUAUAUGAUUUAUUUACCUUUUAACAUAAAAAUAAUAGUAAUUUAUGUUAGAUUAAUUGGAGGUGUAUUUGGUUAUUUAGUUAGAAAUAUAAAUAUUUAUUCAGUAAAUAAAUUUAUUAUAACUUAUAAUUUAAGAAAUUUUUUAGGGAUAAUAUGAUUUAUACCUAAUUUAUCUACUUAUGGUUUAAAUUAUUAUUUUCUUAAGUUUAGACAAAAUUUAGUAAAAAAUAUUGAUCUAGGUUGAAGAGAAAUUUAUAGAGGGUUUGGUAUAAUAUCUAUUAUAAAAAAAAAUUCUGUAUUUUAUAAUAUUUAUCAAAUAAAUAAUUUUAAAAUUUAUUUAUUUAGAUUUGUUAUUUGAAUAGUAAUUAUUUUAUUUAUAAUAUUAUUUAAUAUUUAA